CAGCGGGAGGACAGAGUUCAGUUUGGAGAGAGGCGACCAGGAUAACAGACGCAGUCACCGCUUCACACACUUCUUCUUCAAAAGCAAAUCUCCUCCUGCUGUUCUUGUAGCCCCGGACACUUUGCAUCCCUCACGGGCUCCCGUUUGCAAGAAAGUGAGAUGCAGAGGAGAGGCAGCGACCACAAGUGUUAGAUGAGCUGCGGCUCCGAGCGACAGAGAGCUGCUUUAAGUGCGUCUGGUCCCGCGGUGCUCCGGUAAGCUCUCCUCCUCAAAAAUGAAAUCCAGGAGUCAGGAUCAGAGUUUGUCUGACUCCACAGAGCUGGACAGAUCUUACGACCCGCUCACAGGUAACCCAUCAGCCAAACCAAAUAAAAAGACCAUUAAGCAGAGGUUCCUCAAACUGCUCCCCUGCUGUCGCUCUGGCUCCAGCCCCUCGAUCAAUCAAAACAGUGUGACUGAUGAUGGCGAACUAUCCACCGUGUGCUACAGACCAGAAGGGCUGGACCACCUCAUGCAGCAGACCAACUUCAGCAAGAAAGAGCUGCAGAUCCUCUACCGCGGCUUCAAAAGUGAGUGCCCCAGCGGUGCGGUGAACGAGGAGACGUUCAAAAACAUCUACUCGCAGUUCUUCCCUCAGGGAGAUUCCAGUAUGUAUGCUCACUUCCUAUUUGAAGCCUUUGACACUAAAAACAACGGGUCGAUCAGCUUUGAGGACUUUGUUAUGGGCCUGUCCAUCAUCCUGAGAGGCUCCAUCACUGACAAACUCAACUGGGCUUUCAAUCUGUACGAUCUCAAUAAAGACGGCUGCAUCACCAAAGAGGAGAUGACAGACAUCAUGCGCUCAAUCUACGACAUGAUGGGGAAAUACACUUAUCCUUGCAUGAAGGACAGCGCUCCCAAGGAACACGCUGACAAUUUCUUCCGGAAAAUGGACAAGAACAAUGAUGGCGUAGUCACCAUUGAGGAGUUCCUGGAGACUUGCCAAAAGGACGAGAACAUCAUGCAGUCCAUGCACAUGUUUGACAACGUCAUCUAAAGGCUGGUGGAUAAUGACCACUCCUAUGUGAUCGUUCCCACCUCCCUGGACCCUCUGGAGCUCUACUGCAGCACCCCUGCUCCCAGACAGUGGAGUGGUGUUCCCAGGCCUGUACAGAGUGGAGUGGGGAGCUCAUGGAAACCACCUGUGGAAAUACCAGUACCUCUUUUAAUUUGUGUCAGGAAGCAGAAUGACCACAAUGGCUGGUUUUCUCACGGGAGUCAAGUCUCUUUCCAAAAUGACUUGACCCUCGUCCCUUGGGAUUCCUAUUUUUGAAUACUAAUCUGCAGAAUGAUAAAAAGCUGGAUUGUGGUGUUGUAAGAUUAUGUAUCAUGACUGAAUGUUCACUAAUGUUAGUGGAGAUGGCUGUGCAGACAGUUAUAUUUACAGGCCAACUAUAUCUGCUCAGUAAUAAUUAGCAGUGUUGAAUGCUUUGACCAACAGUCAAUACUACACAACUGCAAUAUUAGCAAUCUAUGGCUCCUGCACUUAUACAAAUACCAUACUGAUGGCUGUAACUUAUGAUCUUCCUUACUGCAUGUAUUAUACUCAUGAGACAAAGAGGAGAGAGUGCGAAGAUGUACAGACACAUGGAACAAAUGGAAUAACACACUCAGUUUAUUAUGUUGUACUGUAUCACUCACACAUAAGCACUCAGACAGACACAAACACACAUGCUCAGAGUUCAUAACACACACCUUUUUUCAGUACAGUUUGAGACUGCUCUAAUAAAAGGAUGAAGUCUGAAAUCAAGCAAUAACUUCACAGAUUUUGACGUACCAUGCUGGUUUAUCUUAUUAUGAAAUCAGUCACAUAUAUCAUGGUGUAUUGUGUCUGCAUGAUGUGUCUGUUUUGACUAUGAUCAGGCAUUUACAACUUUUGAAGUGUGAAUAUGUUUUCUAUAUGGAGAUGGUAACAAUGAUGAUGAUGGCACUGAAUAAAUCUACACAGUUGCUAUGCAAACCAA
Molecule: messenger RNA, 2003 nt
Organism: Myripristis murdjan (pinecone soldierfish)
Lineage: Eukaryota; Metazoa; Chordata; Actinopteri; Holocentriformes; Holocentridae
Product: Kv channel-interacting protein 2-like
Exons: 9
Coding region: 275-1036 (253 amino acids)
Biological process (GO): regulation of potassium ion transmembrane transport
Cellular component (GO): voltage-gated potassium channel complex
Molecular function (GO): potassium channel regulator activity; calcium ion binding
Source: RefSeq, a predicted model, not a curated record